AAUGGAGGGAUAUUAUGGGGGAGUUAAACCUAGAGAAUCUUUUGAUCCAUUAUCUUUCAUUAAAAAGCCACAAGUUAUAUUAAGACUACUAUGCUGGAUUUUUGCUGUUGUUGUUUUUGGAUGUAUUUCUGACGAAGGUUGGCUGAAUGACAAGUGUAUUUUCAACGGCGACAACCAUGCAUGCAACUAUGGAAUAGGCAUAGGUGUAAUUGCAUUUUUAGCUAGUAUUGUUUUUUUAGUGGUUGAAGCAAGGUUUGAAAUUAUCUCAAGCAUCAAACUUCGUAAGCAACUGGUCCUUUGCGAUUUGGUAUUUUCAGGUUUUUGGUCCUUCUUAUAUUUUAUUGGAUUUUGCUAUUUGUGUGAUGCGUGGCAUAAAUCAGACAACCCCAUAGGAGGUUUUGGAGUUGGAAAUGCCAAGGCAGCCAUUGCUUUCAGCUUUUUUUCUAUCAUUUCAUGGGCUGGAUGUGCAUUUCUUGCCUUUCGACGUUGCUAUUGGAACGCAGAUACAUCAUUUGGUACUGGGUAUGAUUCUGAUCCUAAUGCAGAAGCAGUAAGAGGCCCAUAUAAUAGUUACCCAGAUGGUCCAGACAUGAAUGAAGCAUAUGAAGAGCCACCUUUCUCACAACUUCCUCAAGAAAGUAAAGUAAAUGUAGGAGGUCCGACCUUCCAAGCUUCUUCUUACUAAGAAAAUGGACCAUUUUAGUCUGUAAUUAUAACCUAGACUGUGCAGGAACAAGAUAUCCAAACCUACUUCUCUUUGCUGUUAACCGAGGAUCCUUCGAUAUGUGAGAGCAUUCCCAAUAUUUGUGUAUUUGUAUGAGUGUGCUCUCGGUAUUUGAACUUGUUAACCCUUGUUCAUUUUUAAACUUAAAAACUAUCACAUUCACAGUAUAUGUACAUCUAUGGGGUACUUGCAAUAAAGUACUUACGGAUCAGUAAAGCUGAUAGCUUAUCUGUAUCUGAAUCAUGUAAAAUACGUUUAAUUAUUAGAUUUUAGAAAUCAACAUGUUUUAGAAUUAUUAAGAGUUACUAAACUGUUGAAGUUAUUUUGCUUCUAGUAAAACAUGUUAUAAUAUAUAUUAAUUGUUUAUGGGACCAUAGACUUGGAUUAAUUAAUUUUUUUUUAAAUCAGAAACUUGUAUUUUAUUGUACAUGGGUAUCAUAAUAAUUUUGAUUCAUGUACAUGAUUGUGGAAUACACUUUAUCAAUAUUGUGAAUGAUUAGACAAAUGACGUUUCUUUCGCAUAAAAGUCUAGCUCAAAUUAUGUGCCAUGAUACAAAAAAUAUUGAGUUGUGUUAAAAUGGAAGCAAUUGUUAGAAUAUAUUGCAUGACAAAAGGAUGCAAGCAUGUAUUUAUGACACUUAUAUCAGUUUGUAUUUGUUGGUGUACUAAUAAGAAUAAAUAUGGGUACACUGUAAUCUUGUCCCAAACUGUUGAAGUCCAGAAACAUCGUUAAGUAUGAUUAACCUUGGCCCAUAUUGUUCCUGUCUAAAAAGACGAUUGAUUAGAAAUUAAAUGUUGUCAGCAAUUUUUUCUAAACUUCCAAGUAUGCUAUAUAUACUUUUUAUAUACUACAUGUAAUAUUGUGCCAAGAGUGUGGGAUUGUGGGAGUCUCAGGUUUUUUAAGUGGUUCUGUUUAAAACAGUACUUUGCUGUUUCGGUGACUCAUCUGCCAUUUUGACCUGUCACAUGCAACUAUCCAUGGUUAGUAGUAAGUAGUAAACAUGAUUACUUUCAUUUCACUUUUAAACAUUCAAAGGGUCACUAGCAUAGAAUUUUGUUAGAUCCAAAAUGUUGUUUAUGGCUUGUUAUCGUAAAUCUAUGCAUAAAAGAAAGCAUGUUUGUAGUAUGAUUUACGUUACUUACGAGUAAUAAAAUAUAC
This is a messenger RNA of Limulus polyphemus (Atlantic horseshoe crab), 1883 nucleotides long. RefSeq names its product synaptogyrin-like. The transcript is spliced from 4 exons. Bases 2 to 685 code for a protein of 227 amino acids. The record is from RefSeq and is a predicted model, not a curated record. NCBI's taxonomy places the organism in Eukaryota, Metazoa, Arthropoda, Merostomata, Xiphosura, Limulidae. Gene Ontology annotation, cellular component: neuromuscular junction; synaptic vesicle membrane.